CUCUGUCAGUGCCAGAUAAACAGCCGCUUGUUUAUGCCAUGAAUUUGUCAAUAGGCAUUGAUCCUUCUGCUCUGCAUUGCUGAAACAUGUCCAGAUGUGAGGAGGCGAGAAAUGCAACUGACUGGUCCCAGAGACGAGAGAGGACAUUUAAGAAACUUCUGAACAGCAGAAAAACAUCUGGACAGACACGGGAAAAACAGCUGUCUUAAACUUUGAUCACAUCUGUUGAUCUGAGGCCUGUUAAGAAAAAAAGAUACCUGAACAUCACAUCAUAACAUCUGUAUUGUAGAAAUUCAUUUGAAACAUUAGAACAACACCUAGACAAGAGGUUCUGGCCUCUGAACACAAUCACAUGUAACAUCUGUCCCACAGCAGAGAAACAUGUGGUUUCAUCACCACACAGCUGGUUGAGUUUUUGAAAACUAAUCAGCUGUGUUCUCUGAACUCUGUGAACAAGGAACGUGGGAGAUGGGAGGAACCGUGUGUACAGAAGAGAUGAAGGAGGAGAAGAGGAGCGAAGGGAGGGAAGACAGUUUGACAUCAGCAGACAGAAUACGAAGAUUCACCGUCAAACAAUUUGGAUACAAUGUUCUGAGCCUGGCUCGCCGAGGUCUGAAGGAGGUUCCAGAUGAACUGUGGGAGUUGUUGGAGUUGGACAAGCUGAAUUUGUCUCUCAACAGCCUGACUGUUCUUCCUUCUCAGCUGGCUCUGCUGUCUAACCUGGUGGUCCUCAAUCUAUGGGGUAACCAGCUGAGCAAUUUGCCACCAGAGAUCGGUCAGCUGAGGAAACUCCGAGUUUUAUUUGCCUACAGAAACAGACUUAAAGAGGUUCCUGAAGAGCUGGGCGCCUGCACACAGCUGGAGGUGCUGAGUUUAGCCAACAACCAGCUGUCAUCGCUGCCGGCUUCUCUUUCUAAUCUGACCCAAUUGAGGAAGCUCAACCUCAGUCACAACCUCAUCACUCACAUCCCGGGCUGUGUCUACAACAUGAAGGCUCUGGUGUUCCUUCACUUGGCCUGUAACCGUCUAGAGAACCUGGCAGAGAAUAUUCAGGCUCUGGUGGAGCUCAGAAUUCUCAUUGUGGAGGGAAACAGCAUCCACUCAUUGCCCAAGGCCCUCUGCUGCCUCACCAGGCUGGAGUUACUGAAUCUCGACUUUAACGACAUCAAGGAUGUUCCACAGGAGAUGCACCAGCUGUCCCGGCUGGAGAAGCUUGCUUGCCAUCCUCUGGAUAAAGGACUUCACAUUGUCCACAACCCGCUGCUAAAACCAGUGAAGGAGGUGCUGGAGGGCGGGCUCGGUGCACUUUUUAACUACCUGAGAGCAGGGUAGCUUGUAACAACCUAAGAAAUGGAUUUAGAACUUUUUCAAUACAUUUUAAGUACUUAAAGUGUUGAAUAGGGAGCAGGAGUUUUUAAACUACCUUAGAGCUGCAGAAUGGACUUAUAACCACCCCAGGGAUUUGUGCGAGGCGGGGCUUUUGUUGUUCUUAAACAACCUGUGGGUUUGGAACAGGGGCAGGUGACUGAGAUGACUGAGCAGACACCUGUCAUGUGUCCAAAUGGAUGUAUGUAGACUAGUAAAAUUUUUCUUAAAGAGAAUUCCAAUUUAAUAAACUGAUUUUUAAAAUGC
Neolamprologus brichardi is the source of this 1632-nucleotide messenger RNA. RefSeq lists its product as uncharacterized. The record is from RefSeq and is a predicted model, not a curated record. Gene Ontology annotation, cellular component: cytoplasm. Lineage: Eukaryota; Metazoa; Chordata; Actinopteri; Cichliformes; Cichlidae. Gene Ontology annotation, molecular function: protein binding.